ACCACGAAUUUAGUACAAAAUAUCCUACCAAUAAUUUUUUCCAUAUAAAUCUCCAAUAGAAUUUCACAACCCUUUGUUAGAGAAAAGAUAAGAAGAGCACAUCUUCUCUACAUAGGGCGAUUUAUAUUCUUGGCGUCCAUGCGGCAUUCUCCCACAUUCACUGUUGAGAACCGGAGUCCGGAACGGGAGGAAAGAAAAGCAAAGAAGAAAAGUGAGAGAGAGCAAAAGGAAAGGAAAUGGCAGAAAAAGCGGCUAUGGUAUGACGUCAGCAGCAUCCAGAUCUUGCAGCCAACAGAAGCUUCCCCUUUUCCUCGCUCUUCCCAUUUUCUUACCCGCAAAAUUCUCUCUCUCUCUCUCUCUGAUAAAGCAAAAGAUAAUAAAAGAAAAAAUUCCUCCUUUUCCCUUCUUCUCAUUUUCCUGGGAACCAAACAAAUCCCCAAAGAGGAAAAGCAAAACCCCAAAAACAAAAAAAUCGAAAAUCAAGAAUGAAUUUGGAGAAAGAAGAACAACAGCAAGAGGCGCGGAAAGUAAGAGCAACUAGCGAAUCACAAUGAAUGCCGACUCUCACCAUCUUCGCAUUCAUCCCUACUACUGUUUCCUCCUCUUUCUGAUUUCGUCUCUGCUCAAUUCCGCUUCCGCCGCCGACGCCAUCCCCGCUGUCGGCAGUGAAAUCCCCCGUAGAAUUCUCCAUCAGCCAUUGUUCCCGGCCACUUCAGCACCACCGCCAUCCUCCGUCGCCGACGAUUCACCUCCCUCCCUACCCCCACCGGCCGACUCCUCCACUUCCCCGGACGAGCCCUUCUUCCCCGAAGUCCCAGCCCCACCUUCCCAGGAUCCAACCCAAGCCCCGCCGGCGAGCUCCUCCGCCAAUGCCACCGUUCCAAUCCCCACGGCCACGCAGGCCCAACCCGCCAAGCCCGUCAAGAAAGUGGCGAUUGCCUUCUCCGUCGGGAUCGUCACUCUCGGGAUGCUCUCCGCGCUCGCAUUCUUCCUCUACCGCCACCGGGUCAAGCACCCGCCCAGAAGAGACUCCGACAAGCUCGUCGUCGGGCUCGGGGAUGAGAAUUCCCGGCGAUUCCCCGAUCCUCCUCCGCCGCCGCCUUCCAAUUUUUUGUAUAUAGGGACGGUUGAGCCGAGCAGGAGCUCCAGCUCUGAAUUGACGUCGACUAACACCAACAACUCGUCUCCGUACCAUAAGCUCAACUCUAUCAAGAGAUCUGAUCGGUAUCGACCUAGUCCUGAGUUGCAGCCGCUGCCGCCAUUGCCGAAACCUCCUUCCGCCGCAGCUGCUUCUUCGAAUCUCCAUCCUCGUCUUCCUCCUCGUCCAGUCUCUACUGCUGCUGCUCCGAGGCCAGAUUACGAGAGCUCCGGAUCUCCGACUUCAUCAUCGUCUGGUGAAGAGAGCAACAAUGGCACGCCGUUCUACACGCCGGCCGGCUCCGCCGUGAGCUACGACGACGGGUUCUACACUCCGGUUUCGGGCUCUACGCGACGGCAUUACUCUAGAAGCAACGAUGGCAGCUCGUUGAGGUCAGUCAAUGGAAGUAAUAAUGGUUCCUCUGUAUCUGUUCCUCACUCGAAGAGAACUUCCCCCAAAUCGAGGCUUUCUUCCUCUGUUUCUUCUCCGGAAAUGAAGCAUGUGAUUAUUCCUUCAAUUAAGAAGCCCUCAUCGGAGCCUCCGCCUCGACGGCCGCCGCCGCCGCAAGAGAGUGGAGCUCAGCACAACGAGCAGUCGUAUCACUCGAAAAAACCGAAAUUCUCGGGGCCACCGCCGCCGCCGAAUAUGGCACUCCUUCGAUCGCUAAACGACUACCCGCCCAGCAAAACCACCGCUCCACCACCUCCUCCGCCACCGCCUCCUCCUCCACCACCAGGUACAAUUCCGAUUCCGAGAAAGGUAAGAGAAUCUCUAUCGCAAGAGAAAUCAAGCGUUUCCUCCACAAAGACGCAGCCGUGGACACCGAGUCUCAAGGCGAGUUCGAAAAUCGACUCGUCGAAUUCGACAGAGCAGAGUAGCAGAAGCGGCGGUGGUGGGGGGUCGGCCUCUGGAGGAAUUGAGGAGGACGAGAAUUAUGAUGGUUCAAAGCCCAAGCUGAAGCCUCUCCAUUGGGACAAAGUACGGGCAACCUCAGAUCGUGCCACAGUGUGGGACCAGCUGAAAUCCAGUUCGUUCCAAUUAAACGAGGACAUGAUGGAGAGCCUCUUUGGUUUCAACUCCACCAAUUCUGCUCAUAAAGAGCACGCAAGGAAACCAGUUCUGCCACAAGUUGAACAGGAAAUUAGAGUUUUGGAUCCAAAGAAGUCACAGAACAUAGCUAUACUUUUGAGAGCAUUGAAUGUGACGAAAGAUGAAGUUUCUGAAGCUCUUCUGGAUGGUAAUCCAGAAGGCUUGGGUGCUGAACUUCUGGAAACUCUGGUGAAGAUGGCUCCAACAAAGGAAGAAGAAAUAAAACUUAGGGAGUACAGUGGUGAUAUCUCUAAACUAGGCUCUGCAGAAAGAUUCCUGAAGGCUAUUUUAGAUAUCCCAUUCGCUUUCAGAAGAGUUGAUGCUAUGCUAUACCGAGCCAAUUUCGACACUGAAGUUGCAUACCUCAAAAGAUCUUUCCAAACCCUGGAGGUAGCAAGUGAAGAAUUGAAAAACAGCCGGUUAUUCCUCAAGCUCCUCGAAGCUGUUCUCAGGACAGGCAACCGCAUGAAUGUUGGCACAAACCGUGGCGAUGCCAAAUCGUUUAAGCUCGACACGCUAUUAAAACUUGUAGAUAUCAAGGGAACUGAUGGUAAGACGACAUUGCUCCACUUUGUAGUUCAGGAAAUCAUUAGGUCAGAAGGCACUUCAGGUUCUGGUCAAGAAGAAGAGAACAAACUAUCGAAGAUGAAGGAUGAGGACUUCAGGAAGCAGGGAUUGCUGGUUGUAUCUGGAUUGGGUAGGGACCUCGGCAACGUGAAAAAGGCAGCAGGAAUGGACUCUGAUGUUCUAAGCAGCUACGUGACGAAGCUCGAGAAGGGACUCGAAAAAGUGAGGUCGGUUUUCCAGUACGAGAGACCGGAUAAUACCAUGCAGGGCAAGUUCUUCCAGUCGACGAAGCAGUUCAUGAGAGAUGCAGAUGAGGUCAUUGCAACGAUCAAAGGCAGCGAAAGGAAAGCUCUGCUGCUGGUGAAAGAGGUGACGGCGUACUUCCAUGGAGAUACGGCAAAGGAGGAAGCCCACCCAUUUAGAAUUUUCAUGAUCGUGAGGGACUUCUUGAACAUACUUGAUCAUGUGUGCAAGGAAGUAGGGCAGAUGCAGCAGGAUAGGACGGUGGUGGGUUCAGCUCGGUCGUUCAGGAUAGCUGCAACGGCUUCGUUACCGGUUUUGAACAGGUAUAAUGUGAGACAAGAUACAAGCUCGGAUGACGAACACAGUUCUUCUCCUUGAUUGAUAGAGUGUGCAGAGAGUAUUUGGUUCAUUUUUCUUUAAUCUUUGGAAUUCAAGUAACCGGAUGAAUAUAGUGCUUUGUUUUCAUUUCUAAUCACAAUCAUCAACGUUGAGGAGUAGUAGAAUGAAAGGGGUGACCGGAGGUGGUGAAUAGAUAACCGGGGCUGCUGCUGCCACUCCGAGCUCGCGCUGAAAGAUGCCAUAGAUAAGAUUAGACGUGUGUUUAAUAGAUGAGGGUUAAAUACAAUUUCAGGGACAGAGUGCUUUGUUAUCCCACAUGCUGUUGCUGCAUUUUUUUAUACUUGUUACUAAUAAAUCAUAGCUAGUUUAGCUAGCAGCCUUCCACUGGUUCAAUGUUUUUGUUAUCUGGGAGUGAGACUGUGAGCAAUCUGCUACAGUAGGA
This is a messenger RNA of Linum tenue, 3818 nucleotides long. NCBI's taxonomy places the organism in Eukaryota, Viridiplantae, Streptophyta, Magnoliopsida, Malpighiales, Linaceae. The record is from the annotation of a GenBank genome assembly.